AUGAUUCAAAGGUUUACUCAAGAAGGUACUUGUAUAAUGAAGUGGAGAGAUAGGAGAGACGUACUUGUAAUAUCAACAGAAUAUGACGGAACUUUGGUGGAAGAAAUUAAUAAAAAGGGAAACCAAAUUACAAAACCGAAAGCUAUACUUCAAUACAACAAGUUUAUGGGGGGCAUAGAUCAUUCAGAUCAAAUGUUAUCCUAUUACUCAUGUGAACAUAAAACUAUGAGAUGGUAUAAAAAACUAGGUAUUCACAUUCUCCAAAUUAUUUUAGUAAACAGCAAUGAUUUAUUCAACAGAUAUAGUGGAUCAAAACUUAAUUUAUACGAUUUUCGUUUGUCUGUCAUUGAAACAUUGAUAAAAGAAGGACUGGAAACUACUUUAGCACCACGUUUUACUCCUCAACCCAAAACAGGAAAUCACUAUCCUAAAAUGAUCGAAAGAAAUGAAAACAAAAAGAAAAAAGUUCGUCGAUGCCAAGAGUGUAUUAAAACCAAAAAACGUUCGGAAACUGAUAUCUACUGCCCAACAUGCCCAGGUUAA
Molecule: messenger RNA, 543 nt
Organism: Metopolophium dirhodum (rose-grain aphid)
Lineage: Eukaryota; Metazoa; Arthropoda; Insecta; Hemiptera; Aphididae
Product: piggyBac transposable element-derived protein 3-like
Exons: 2
Coding region: 1-543 (180 amino acids)
Source: RefSeq, a predicted model, not a curated record